Messenger RNA from Benincasa hispida (wax gourd), 2151 nucleotides. RefSeq names its product UDP-D-glucuronate 4-epimerase 4 (gene GAE4). NCBI's taxonomy places the organism in Eukaryota, Viridiplantae, Streptophyta, Magnoliopsida, Cucurbitales, Cucurbitaceae. The record is from RefSeq and is a predicted model, not a curated record.
UGAAAGUGAAAAGAAAAAAGAAAAAAGAAAAAAGAAAAAAGAAAAAAAAAAUCAAACUUCUCUUGUUUUUCAACCCUCUUUAAGCACAUUUCUUGAUCUUCCAUUGUUCAAACGUUAAAAGCUGUUUCUUCCAUUAGUCAACAAUGGUUAAUCGUAAAUGAUCUUCCCCAUUUUCUCUCUGCGGCUAUAAACCCCAAAACCAAAUUACCUCACCGCCGAUUCUUCUUCCUCCAAGAAAUCAGAAGAUUCUCUAAUGGAAAAGUGGUAGAAUAUCAUCAAUUACGCCGACCCAUUUCCCCUUUUUCCCUUAUCUUCAGCCCCACCAUCGAUGCCGGAAGGUUUUCGUCGGAGAAGUUGCAGAAACCCUAGCCUUUGAAGUUUCUGGGUACUCCCAUUUCUGAGAUUCUUGUUCAAAGCUAAGGGAAAUAGAUUCUGAGUGUAGAUUUUCCCACAUUUUCCCGAGAAAAAAAUGUCCCAUCUCGAUAACAUUCCUUCCACUCCGGGGAAGUUUAAGAUGGAAAAAUCGCCGUACGUUCAUAGACUCCGGUGGCAUUCAUCGUUAACUAAGCUUACAUUCUGGUCCUUAGUUAUCCUUGGUUCGAUCUUGAUCUUCUUCUUCAGAUCGCCGUCGUCGUCGCCGCUGCCGUCCGAUCCUUCCCGCCGAUCGCUGAGUACUUACGAUUGGGGGGGACCCGCUUGGGAGAAAAGGGUUUGCUCAUCGGCUCGAGUUCGGUCUCGUAAUGGGAUCUCUGUUCUCGUCACCGGCGCCGCUGGAUUCGUCGGAACUCACGUCUCUGUGGCGCUGAAACGCCGAGGCGACGGCGUCCUUGGUCUCGACAAUUUCAACAACUACUACGAUCAAUCCCUAAAACGAUCCCGUCAAGCCCUUUUGGAACGCACUGGCGUGUUCGUUGUUGAAGGCGAUAUCAACGAUUCGGCUCUGUUGAAGAAGCUUUUUGAAGUUGUUCCGUUCACUCAUGUGAUGCAUUUGGCUGCUCAGGCCGGCGUCAGGUACGCUAUGGAAAAUCCUAGCUCUUAUGUCCAUAGCAACAUAGCUGGCUUAGUUAGUCUUCUAGAGGUCUGUAAAUCUGCAAAUCCACAGCCUGCAAUUGUUUGGGCAUCUUCUAGUUCUGUUUAUGGAUUGAAUACUAAAGUACCCUUCUCGGAGAAGGAUCGGACCGAUCAACCGGCGAGUCUGUAUGCAGCAACAAAGAAGGCUGGAGAAGAGAUUGCACACACUUAUAAUCAUAUCUAUGGACUUUCAUUGACAGGGCUGCGGUUCUUUACUGUUUAUGGACCUUGGGGAAGACCUGAUAUGGCUUAUUUCUUUUUCACUAGAGAUAUUUUGAAAGGAAAGUCAAUUCCCAUCUUUGAAGGUGCUGAUCAUGGCACUGUGGCUAGAGAUUUCACCUACAUUGAUGAUAUUGUGAAGGGUUGUUUGGCAGCUUUGGACACUGCUGAGAAGAGCACUGGUAGUGGAGGGAAGAAGAAGGGACCGGCACAGCUUCGGGUUUUCAAUUUAGGGAAUACGUCGCCGGUUCCGGUAUCAGAUCUUGUGAGCAUUUUGGAGAAGCUUUUGAAGGUGAAAGCAAAGAGGAACCUAAUGAAGUUGCCAAGGAAUGGCGAUGUUCAGUUUACUCACGCCAAUAUCAGCUUGGCUCAGAGGGAACUUGGAUAUAAGCCAACCACAGAUCUGCAGACCGGGCUGAAGAAGUUUGUCCGGUGGUAUAUGAAUUAUUAUUCACAAGGGAAGAAGGCUGCUGGUUAGCGGGAUUUUUCGGCAUUUACACGGUAGGCUACUUUGAUUCUUGUUCAUUAUGAUUCGUAUGAUUGAUUGGUUUGACAUUUCUAUGUUCAUUGCUAUGAUUGUCUUUCAAUUUAUAUUAAUGGAAUGACAUACAAGGAGGAACCUUUUACUACUCCCAUCACUGAAGUUUUUUGUCGUUCGAUAUUGUUUACCGAGAACUUCGAAAGCUAUUAUUCGAAGAAUUCCAGGCACAUCUUUUCUCCUUUUGUUGACGGAAUGUAAUUGUUGUAGCUUUACAAUUGUAGAAUUUAUGACUGAUAAAGCCAUUUCAUGAUUUGUGGACCUGUAUCAAUCUUGUGCAACUUAAUAAAAAUAGCACAAAAUAGUUUCUAUUACCGUUUCUU